AUGAAUGGUGUCCUCCACUAUUUCUUAUUAACUUGUUUAAGUAUCGAGUUCAUCUUGGGAAAUGUUGGCAAUGCGUUCACAGUGCUGGUAAACAUCAUGGACUGGAUAAAGAGAAGACAAAUCUCUUUCAUAGAUAAGAUUUUCACUGCUCUAGCAAUUUCAAGAAUUGGUUUUCUCUGGACACUAAUCACAAGCUUAUUGGUACGUAUACUGCAUCCAGACUUAAUAAUGACUAGAAGAGUGGUGAGAAAUAUUAAUGUCUCCUGGACAGUAACCAAUCAUUUCAGCAUCUGGCUUGCUACUUGUCUCAGCAUUUUUUAUUUUCUCAAGAUAGGUAUUUUUUCAAACUCUAUUUUUCACAUAAGGUGGAAAGUUAAAAGAGUGGUUUCAAUGACAUUGCUGGCAUCUUUGCUCAUCAUCUUUUUAAACAUUUUAGUCGUAAACAAAUGUGUUGAUGUCUGGAUUGAUAUACAUCAAGCAAAUAUAUCCUACAGUGCUAUCUUAGAUAAUUCUAAUGCAGUUGCUAAGCUUAUUUUACUCAUUAAUACUAUGUUCACACUCAUACCAUUCACUGUAUCCUUGGCAAUGUUUCUCCUGUUCAUCUUCUCCCUAUGGAGACAUCUAAAGAACAUGCAGCACAGUGCCAAAGGCUCCAGAGACAUCAGCACUGCAGCGCACAUAAAGGCCCUGCAAAUGGUGGUCACCUUCCUGUUACUGUAUACUCUUUUCUUUCUGUCACUUCUUUUGCAGUUUUGUAAAGCCGAAUUUAUGAAGAAAGACUCAGUUACUCUGCUUUUCUGGGUUAUUGAAGUUUCCUUUCCUUCAUGCCACUCAUAUGUCCUGAUUCUGGGAAACACUAAGCUUAGACAAGCAUUCCUUUCCAUUGCGUGGUGGCUGAGACAUAGGAUUAAUGAUGCAAAACCCUCAGAUUCCUAA
Molecule: messenger RNA, 936 nt
Organism: Acomys russatus (golden spiny mouse)
Lineage: Eukaryota; Metazoa; Chordata; Mammalia; Rodentia; Muridae
Product: taste receptor type 2 member 140-like
Exons: 1
Coding region: 1-936 (311 amino acids)
Biological process (GO): G protein-coupled receptor signaling pathway; sensory perception of taste; detection of chemical stimulus involved in sensory perception of bitter taste
Cellular component (GO): membrane
Molecular function (GO): bitter taste receptor activity; G protein-coupled receptor activity
Source: RefSeq, a predicted model, not a curated record